This is a messenger RNA of Heterobasidion irregulare TC 32-1, 861 nucleotides long. RefSeq lists its product as uncharacterized. Bases 1 to 861 code for a protein of 286 amino acids. NCBI's taxonomy places the organism in Eukaryota, Fungi, Basidiomycota, Agaricomycetes, Russulales, Bondarzewiaceae. The record is from RefSeq and is a predicted model, not a curated record. The transcript has 6 exons.
AUGGAGCGGGAAUGUGAGGUGUGGUCGGGAGAAAGAUCCUAUGAGUCCUUAUCAAGAAGAACUCCGUCCGUUCCCCAGGCUACAAUUUGCCGCAUCAAGCCUCGAAUCCCUCGUUUAGAAGAGAGAAAUAUCGACUCUGAGGAGAGGAGUCUGGAUUCAGACAUAGAAGGGGGAUUUAUGGAUGUCAAUGUUGCUAUACCUAAGGAGGACGCCGUGAAGGCAAAGCGUCUACUCCUUCCUAAGUGGGCGAAGAAACACUGGGGCUCCAAAAUCAUUCCAACUCUUCUUGACUUCUACGGCAUCCAAGACAACCCCUGGAAUCUUGACGGCGACAAUGGCGUGACGCUUUUCCAUACAGCCCUUCAGCAAACCAUCAACUUAGUUUGUCCUGGUAUCAAGUACACACCAAUGCUGGUCCGCGAUAAAGUUUAUCUCAUUGCACGCCAGGCUGUCUAUGAUUGGCAUCGCAGGUUUCAAACGAAGGCCAUCCAGGCAGUGAAGUCUACUGUCGCUUCUUUGGGCAAUAAGAACACUGUGAAGGCUUUUGUCCAGAAGGCUUUACAGCCCAAAUACAGGGCUGCAUACUGGGCUAUGCCAGAUCCCGAGCGCCCCGAGGGUGCAAUGCAAUCAAUAUGUAUUGUGAAGGUUCUAGCAAUGCACGUCAAAUCGACGCAGGGGUCUAUUUUCACACAGAAGUAUUACCCCGUCGGGUCGCUCUGCCUUGCCGUACUGGCCAUGACAUAUUCCACUGGUUCCUUCAAGCCUUUAAACACGAGCUUCUCAGAGGAACACUGUGGAACAAAGACACAGGACUUGCGGCAGGGACUCACGAUUUGGACCUUCCUUAAGAAACCACACUGA